AUGCGUCGUUCGCGAUUUCAGUUGCAAGAGAGCGACUUCGACGAGCGAUCGCUGUCCCUCUGCGAGUCGACGGAUGCUUCGGAGCGAAUAUGUGGUGACUUCUUCAAUACGGUGAAGAAAGGUCCAGGGAAAGUCAUCGUCACCGCCAUUGAACCGCCCCCGGAAUUCCAGGAUAAUCCUGUCCCAACGAACUUAGAAUGCACAACUACUACGUUUGUUGGGACCCCAAUCAAAUUGGCUGUGUGCGUGCCUCCAUCUGUUAUUUGUACUAAUGAUUCUAUUAUAAAACCAAAAACUUCGAGCUUAAAUAUACCAGUGCCUGCAGGUCAUAUCUCCCCGAUCUACCCACGGAAAUUUAAGGCGGAAACACUGUAUGACAGACGUCAAUGUCUUAACCAUCGGUUUGCUAGCCCCAGAUUGCUACACCUCAGUCCUUGCCGUGGCACGAGGCCUUCUUCCAGAAAUUCCCUUUCGUCUCGACUAUCGAGCAGUCAUAAUUCUCUAAUUACACAGUUUCAAACUGACGACUCAAGUUUUAUAACACAAGCUAUUUCCCAUGACACCUUAUCUGCUAAAACGUCUGAUAUUACUGACAUGUACAAUGUUCCCUUCGACAGCGAUAUAUAUGCGGUACCUAUUGAUAUGAUUCGACCCAAUCACGGCAAUAUCAGGGCCAGAAGCAAAAGACCACAGAGAACCAAUAAAAGGCGUAGUAAGACCACAGCGCUGGUUCUCAACACCAAUAAUACGAUAACGGAGAGGAAUUAUAAGCCAAAAGAUACCAAAUGCAAGGACACGAAAACAAAAAGACACUCUCUGCCGGGUUCCUCAUGCAGAAAAAAGAUUCUGGCUGAAUCAGAUACUGACUCGUUACAUUUAACACUACGUGAAAUGAGAAAAUAUUUGCAUACGCUGUACUCGAGUUCCAGCGAUUCGGAAUGCCGGAACACAAUAAAUAAAAAGAACGGGUCGCUACUAACUACGGCCGUAGUCCAUUCAAGGCAAGGACUAAAAGAGUCGAGCACAGCAGUUUUCUUAAAAGAGAGCAAUGAACCAAAAACAGCUGAGACGAACAACAACCAUAAAAAAACGAACAAGAACACCGCGGACAUGAACGUGAAGAGCAAAAAGCAUAAAGAAAUUAAUCAGAAGGAAUGUAGCAUCAUGGAGUUGGAUACGAAAAAGAAAGGGAAUCAGGGUACGAAGGUGAAAAUGUCACCUGUUAGGAUACUUUCGAUGAAUAUAAAGCAAAGCUUUUGUAAUCUGUUUCGUUGGAGAAGGUCCAGCGAUGGAGAUGGCGUGGAGAAGAUAGGUCGCGGGUCGCCUCCACCGGCCGUGAGGAGGGCUCUCCCACCGCUGCCGCAAUCGCCGCACCCGUCCAAUUCUAGGCGAUCAGCAAACGAAGAUGACACUGUCAUGGACUUCGCGACAUCCAUCCAGAAAGUUAAAGAUUAUGGAUGGUACUGGGGUCCGAUAUCUGUGGAAUCCGCGGAGAAGAUACUUUCGAACGAGCCUGAUGGUUCAUUCAUUGUUCGGGACAGCAGCGAUGACCAUUACAUCUUCACGCUGACGUUCAAGCUGAACGGUCUGCGUCAUGUUAGGAUAGAACAUGAUCAGGGUAAUUUUUCGUUUGGCGGAUGCACAAUGUUCAAAGCUCAAACAAUUGUGGAGUUUAUUGAGAAUGCUGUGGAGACAUCGAGGAGUGGGCGGUACUUGUUCUUUUUGAAUCUUCGACCUGUACUGGGACCCGUGAGGGUGCAAUUGCUGUAUCCCGUAUCCAGGUUCAAGAGGGUCCAGAGCUUACAGCAUAUGUGCAGGUUCGUGAUACUCAAACAAGUACGUCGUGACUUAGUGACCAGCCUGCCUCUACCGCGACGUCUCUUGGACUACCUCAACGCAACGCACUACUACUCUGAACUACUUGCUGAUCUAUAG
Molecule: messenger RNA, 1935 nt
Organism: Pieris macdunnoughi
Lineage: Eukaryota; Metazoa; Arthropoda; Insecta; Lepidoptera; Pieridae
Source: the annotation of a GenBank genome assembly